AUGUUAUCUGAUCAAAUCAAAUAGGUGUUGUCAACAAAAACUUCAUCUUUUCUCGCUCCUAGAUUCUCUCGAAAAACUACAUUGCUUAAAAAGAGAAAUAAAGCUCUUUCAACUUGUAGUAUAGAAGACAUUGCAACAUUGACAUAAUAAAAAAGCUUAUAAUAACCUUAAUCUAAGUAAUAAAUAGCCAGAUCAGAAUCUUAACACAAUCCAUCAACUCCAUUAGCAACUCCACAAUAAAGUAAUUCAGUUAGUUGUCAAACAAAUACAUCUCUAUUUGAUGAACAACUUCCUGAGAUUCCUGCAUCUGAUCCUAUAUGGCUUGAGAUUAUCCCUUAAGAAGUAUUGUAAGGAUCAUCAGUCGAAUAACUUCUCGAAGACAAUAAAGAUUACUUUUAUUAUUUAUUGGGAUUGUAUCUCUAGGAAUAAAUGCAUGGAGAUUUUAAUAUGAACAAAUUUAUUUUACCAACUAAAUGGUAAAGUUAAUAUGGACGUGAUUUUCCACUUAAAUAGAAAGAAAGAUAAGAAAUUAUCAAAAAUACUAUCUAUGAAGAUUAUAAAUCUCCUUAAACUUCAGAAUUUUCAAAGACCAGUUAUAAAAGUUAAUUUUCAGCAUAUCCACCAAAAGAUUACAAUCCAAAAUUAGAAAGAAGAAAAUAUGAAAAAAGUGAGUUAAAAUUCGCUACAUUGACAACAUAUAAAGUAUAAUAAUUAUUUAUAAUAGGCUAAUCAUUAUGAUUUCUAAACAAAUUAUAAACCUGAAAAAGUAACAGCAUCUAAACAUUUAACAACUGGAGGGCUUUCAUUAUCUUGUUAAACUCUUUAUAAAACAGAAUAUUAAUGGCCUUAACCAAUAGAAUAACCCUCAAAUUGUAAAAACAUUUAUUCAAAAUUGUAUAUUUUAUCGUUAUUGUUAAUUAGAAAUCCAAUAUAAUCAUCUGGUAUCUUUUUCGAUAAAUAACGAGAUAUUUACAGUAAAUUUCCAGUUGAUCCUAUUUGUAAAUCAGCUCCUUAUUAAUAAACUCCUACAUAUUAGAAUCAAUAUGUUUCUACAACUAAAAAGUAUUAUUUUUAGUAUAUAUAAAUUAGUGAUUUUUAGGGAACAAAAUUUGGAGAAGUGACUCAAAUGAAAAAUUGGAAACAAAGUGUCAUUAGAAGAAUGAAUUAAUUGAGAAAACAAUCGCAAAUAUGA
Molecule: messenger RNA, 1192 nt
Organism: Paramecium pentaurelia
Lineage: Eukaryota; Ciliophora; Oligohymenophorea; Peniculida; Parameciidae
Source: the annotation of a GenBank genome assembly